CUCGGGCGGGCGUCUUUCCGAACUUUUGUUUGGAAGGGUUGGUGCGCGAAGCGACGGAUUUAUGCCCCUGGCUUCGCGUCCGGCGGAGCGAGAGCGCGGGAGCCCCCGAGUCCUGCCCCCCCUCGCGUGUUGGGCCCCCGGAGCCCCCCUCCCGCGGAAGACGGGGGCGAGGCGAGGGAGGGAGCGAACGACUCCGGCGCCUGGGCAUGCGGGGCGGCCAGCCCGGCGCUGUUGCUUAAGCGGAGCGAGCGAGCGAGAGAACGCGGAGGGGAGACGGCCAUGGAUGUCGCCGGACAGCCCCAGCAGGCUCCGUCGGGGGCGGCGGCGGCACCCCAGCCGUCGUCGGCGCAGCCCCAGCCUACGGGGCAACCUUCGCCGCCGGCGCCUCAGCCCGGCGGGGGAGCCGUAUCCGGGCCGCCCCCGGCCGGCCACCAGGUCGUCCACGUCCGGGGCGAUUCGGAGACGGACUUGGAGGCCCUUUUCAACGCCGUCAUGAACCCCAAGGGCGCCAACGUGCCCCACACGCUCCCUAUGCGGCUCCGCAAACUGCCGGACUCCUUCUUCAAGCCUCCGGAGCCUAAGGCCCACUCCCGCCAGGCCAGCACAGAUGCAGGAACGGCAGGAGCCCUAACUCCUCAACAUGUUCGUGCUCACUCUUCUCCAGCUUUGUUGGGAACAGUUUCUCCAGUUGCACUUACUCCAUCUGGUGUCGUUCCUGGAGGUACACCCUCUCAGCAUCUCCGUCAAUCAUCUUUUGAAAUCCCUGAUGAUGUGCCCCUACCACCAGGUUGGGAGAUGGCAAAGACACCUUCUGGCCAGAGAUAUUUUCUGAAUCACAUUGAUCAGACAACAACAUGGCAGGAUCCAAGGAAGACUCUCCUUUCCCAAAUGAAUGUCCCAGCUCCUACAAGCCCUCCAGUGCAGCAGAAUAUAAUGAAUUCAGCAACUGGCCCGCUCCCUGAAGGAUGGGAACAAGCCAUGACCCAGGAUGGAGAAAUUUACUACAUAAACCAUAAGAACAAGACUACAUCUUGGCUAGAUCCAAGACUUGACCCACGUUUUGCUAUGAACCAGAGAAUCAGCCAAAGCGCUCCAGUGAAACAGCCACCACCAUUGGCCUCCCAAAGUCCUCCGGGUGGAGUCCUGGGAGGUGGCACUUCCAAUCAACAGCAACAGAUAAGACUGCAGCAGCUGCAGAUGGAAAAAGAAAGGUUGCGACAGAAGCAUCAAGAACUGCUUCGGCAGGUGAGGCCACAGGCAUUGCGGAAUAUCAAUCCCAGCACAGCAAAUGCUCCAAAACGUCAGGAAUUGGCUCUCCGUAGUCAGCUUCCCAGUAUGGAACAAGAUGGCACCCAGAAUCGAGUAUCCUCUCCCGGAAUGUCUCAAGAACUCAGAACAAUGACCACAAAUAGCUCAGAUCCCUUUCUUAACAGUGGGACAUACCACUCCAGAGAUGAGAGCACAGACAGUGGCCUCAGCAUGAGCAGUUACAGUGUUCCCAGAACUCCAGAUGACUUUCUUAAUAGUGUUGAUGAAAUGGAUACAGGUGACACUAUCAACCAAAGCUCCAUCCCCUCCCAUCAGAACCGUUUUCCAGACUACCUUGAAGCCAUUCCGGGGACUAAUGUGGACCUUGGAACACUGGAAGGCGAUGCAAUGAAUAUAGAAGGAGAGGAACUGAUGCCAAGCCUACAAGAAGCUUUGAGCUCCGAUAUCCUUAAUGACAUGGAAUCUGUGCUGGCAGCCACCAAGUUAGAUAAAGAAAGCUUUCUUACCUGGUUAUAGGGGCCUCAGGGUGAUGGAAUUUGAAAUCUUUGAAGGAUCUAAGGAGAUAAGACAUGUACCUUUGUUGAGAACGAGUCUGUAUCAUAAAGGCAUCUUGGCUUAUGAUCAGAGAGGAUAAUGUUUUACUGAACAAAAUACUUCAGAUUUUGUUGAUCCAAUGUUUUGUUCUUUUUUUUUUUUUUUUUGUCCAAUCGCUGCUGUUAUAUCGCUGACCUCUUUCACGUUGACUCUGAAGAAUUCUGGUUUAUUUUAUUUUUUUCUGUUGCAACUACUGUUCAGCAUGGUGGUAAUGGACAGGGAGAGGAUGGGAAAGUUGGGAGAGAAAGAGAAAGAGACCAGCUAUAUUUCUGGAUGCUGUCUACCAUUCCUUUUGCCCUGCUUUCUGUUUGCUUGUCCUUUUCUUUGACUAAGGAUGUUGUGGAGCUUCAGCUUUUGUGUGUUGUCAAAAAAGAAAGAAAGAAAGAAAAAACUUAAUUGGCCCAGCAAGCCAAAAGUGGCAUAGCUGAUAGGAGGUAGGGUGGAGGGAGUCCAUACUAAUUUGGAAAUAAAGCAUAAAAUGUUUUAUUGUUGGGCACAAAUCAUGAGACAUUUUAGUGUUGGGUACAGUUCUUCAUGCUGCUUGAUCUAUAUUGAACAAAACGGACACACGCCAAGGGCGGCUGUUGGAUUGUGCCCACUGGCAGCUUCUUAAUUCCCUCGGUUAGUUUGCUCACAUUU
Messenger RNA from Pseudonaja textilis, 2502 nucleotides. RefSeq names its product Yes1 associated transcriptional regulator (gene YAP1). Gene Ontology annotation, biological process: hippo signaling; positive regulation of transcription by RNA polymerase II. The record is from RefSeq and is a predicted model, not a curated record. Gene Ontology annotation, cellular component: nucleus; cytoplasm. NCBI's taxonomy places the organism in Eukaryota, Metazoa, Chordata, Lepidosauria, Squamata, Elapidae. Gene Ontology annotation, molecular function: transcription coactivator activity; protein binding.